Messenger RNA from Theileria parva strain Muguga, 2688 nucleotides. RefSeq names its product putative integral membrane protein. The transcript has a single exon. The record is from RefSeq and is a predicted model, not a curated record. Lineage: Eukaryota; Apicomplexa; Aconoidasida; Piroplasmida; Theileriidae. The coding region runs from base 47 to 2668 and encodes 873 amino acids.
UUUUUAUUGUAGUUUAUUUUAAUAUAAUGGAAUUGUUUAUAUAUUAAUGUUCAAUUUGUUCUUUAUAAAUUUGGUUGUGUUGUAUUUGGUCAAUUAUUGUUUUUCACUUCGGUUUAUUAAUUAUAAAGUAAAUUCUUUGUUUAUAAAUAAUUUUAGCACUGAAACGAGUUUAAUAAAUGAUAUAAAAUUUGAAGAGUAUGAAAAUUCAUCAAGAUUUAUUAAUAAAUCGAAGGAAUCCUCAUCGAAGGGAGAUGAUAACUCGGGUGAAGUUGAGGAUUCCAGUACACAUCCCUCUGAAAAUGUCAUUAAUACCACACCAGAUGUUAAUAGUGACUUGACAAUAUCAAAACGGAUGGUAAAUUCCAUUUUGUCACUUUUAUCAUCGUUUUACGAGCCGGAUUUCUACGACAUAAUACCGAUUUUGUAUAAUAUAAAGGAUGAAGUAAUCAACAUAACUGAAUACAUGGGAAAUACCCAAGUUAAAACAUCGCAGAGAAAACACCCAGAGAAAACGAAUAAUAAACUAAAAGAUAAAACAUAUAAAAUAAAUGAAGAAAUGUACGAUAAGAUAAAUGGAAUGUUCAUGACUGAUCCCUCUGGAGAAGUUGAGAGUUUAGUUUUGAGCAUUCCAUCGUCUAUUAUGAACAGGUUGUAUCAGUCCUCACAUUAUGGACAUAAAGGCGAAUCUACGAUUCCUCAGAUACAGCUGGUAACUUUAAGUUCAGGAUUUUUCACUAAACUAUAUGAAAUCGCAAUUUUCCCAUACCUUUCAGAACUGUUUCAAAAGUGUUUUAACACGACUUUGGAUAACACAUUUGGGCUUAUGCAUAGGAUUAUAACUCAUAAUUCAAGUGAAGAGAAUGAUGUAAAGUCUGAAUUUUAUACUGGAAUUGAUAAAAUUCCAGGAUUUCUACUCACUCCGCAGCUGGAAAAAAGUUUAACUGAAGAGUUUGAAAAUGCAUUUCGGAUAAAUAAACUUAAACCUGGUAAUGAUGUUGAUUUGACUGUAUUCUCAAAGGAUUCACUGUUUUUCCUAACCGUGCUCAUCAAGUGUAUGAAGGAUUUAGUGUACUUUAACUCAUCCCUGAAGCUGCUGGAACAGUUAAUAGGGAGAAAACCAACAGAUAAUGAAAUAAUCUUUUCAUUCUUUAAUAAAUCUCAGACAAAUUUAAGUAAAAGUAAUAAAGCGGGUACUGAUGGUUCGGAAAAUAACCCUCAAAAACAGAAAUCAUCCCAAGAAUUUAAUGUUAAAAAACUGGUACAGAUAAUAACCGAUAGUGAAUUUGAGAUAGAACAUAGACUGGACUUAUAUUUUACACCGUUCGUUGAAGCUGUGACUAACAUUUUUAAAAAGAAGAUAAACAGCGAAUUUUUUAAGGUUUUGUUUGCAUGUCAGAAAGACGCACUAGCUGGAGUUAAGACUAGACUGUUUGCAAUUAAACCAAAAACUAUUGACAUAUUUGGAACGAGAUUCAUCCAUCAUUUAUUUUCAGUCAGUUAUCAUCACGUGAAAAUGUCAGCUUUGAGGCAAAACUUGCCUGAACACCUGCCAAUAGGAACUUUGAGAUUAGCUAAAAAGGGCCUUAAACUGUAUGAAUACCUGGAAAAACUCCAAGAUGACAUAAUCUAUAGACUAAAGAAAAAUGUUAUCACCAAGGAGGAUAUUGAAUCACUAUAUGAAGAUCAUGUAGAUAGUGAUGCACCUGAGGAAAGUGGGAACACGGAAAAUAAACGUCCGAACCCAACUUCAACAAGGAUUGACAUAGACGAGAAGAAGUACAAGGAGUUUAUAAGGAAAGUAAUAGAAAUCGAGAACCGUUUUAAUAAAAGACCCGGUGACAAGACUUGUAACGACAACAUGAGGAAACAGCAACAGGAGGAACUUUUGAAAAAUACCGCGGCAAAGAUUUUAAACGUUACUACAGACAGACUGAGCGAGGCCAUAGAUGCUUACUAUUCUAAGGAGGUCAGUCCCAGGGAUAAGAUACCAAAGUAUUUAAAGUCUAGAUUCAAUUCUACUGGAAGGCCUGGUAGAGCUAUAAGGUACUAUGCAGACCUUGAACCCUAUGAUAUUUAUGAAAGACUGGAGUCGAUAGAGUAUUUCAGGGAUAUGAUAUACCGUAGAACUUUGAGGAAACUGGCAAUGGAAGCAUUGGACGACAGACUUGCAAGGAUACUUUUCAUGGCACAAAAUAGCCUUUUCUGUGAGGUACACCCAAACUACGAAGAAGUAAUUGCAGACCUUAAAAUCCCAAAGAAGACUGCAGACUUCAUAGCAUUUGCAGCCACUCUAAUGUGCAAACAGUACGAAGUUUGGAGGAUUAAGUUAAACUUGCCACCAUAUGUUAACGAGUUUAGAGUAAAUCCAGGAGUUCUUAAGGUUGCAAACUUGGAUCCAAACGACCUACCAUAUCACAUUUCAACUGCAAUGUACAACAUUGUUAAAACUAAUUUAGACCCAGCACUAAUGAAUGACCCUUCGGUUCAAAUACCCGGAGGACCCGCGAAGAAUAAAAGAGACCGUUUCAACAGGAUGAGGCUCAUUAAGCCCAACUUGUCAGAUAUGAAUGAAUCCUUCAUGAACUAUAAGGCAAACUAUAAAGAGUAUGAACGGAUUUUACUUAAAAGUCCAAUUUACUAUCUACAAUUUUCUGGGAAAAUCACAUAAUUUAAUGUUUACACACUGUA